Molecule: messenger RNA, 2061 nt
Organism: Phragmites australis (common reed)
Lineage: Eukaryota; Viridiplantae; Streptophyta; Magnoliopsida; Poales; Poaceae
Product: protein LAZ1-like
Exons: 10
Coding region: 320-1744 (474 amino acids)
Biological process (GO): transport
Molecular function (GO): transporter activity
Source: RefSeq, a predicted model, not a curated record
AGGGGAAGAGAGGGGCAGACCGCGUCGCCGCACGACUCAGCGAGUUGCCUUGCCCCCCUUCCCCUCUCCGUCCGUCUCGCGCGAAAUCACGCCGCGGAGCGCCCCCGCCACGACGUCCGAGUCGCCUCGAUCCGACCACGGGAUCGGCGCGUGGUAGCCGCCCCGGCCAGCUCGUGCGCCCGCUCCAGCGAGUCGUCGGCUCAGUCGGUAUUGUGGGGUUCUGUUGCUGCUAUGCGCACCUUAGUCUACAGAAGGUGAUGUUGGAUGAUGCUGAGGGACUGUGCGACCGUACGGCUUCGAAGAAGUGUUGUUCCCCACCAUGAGGGUCAAUCUUGGGCUCCUCGUGCUCGUAAUGGCGCAAUACUCCGCGCCCACAUGGGCUACUUUGGUUGCUGGGUUCUUCGUACUACUUUCGCUUUCUCUCUCCUUGUACCUGAUAUUUGAGCAUCUCUCGGCAUACAACAAUCCAGAGGAACAGAAAUUUGUACUGGGUGUUAUCCUUAUGGUCCCUUGCUAUGCAAUUGAGUCGUAUAUUUCUUUGAUAAAUCCAAAUACGAGUGUUUACUGUGGCAUCCUGCGCGAUGGUUAUGAAGCAUUUGCUAUGUACUGCUUUGGAAGAUAUAUUACUGCAUGUUUAGGUGGGGAAGAUAAAACAAUAGCUUUUUUGAAGAGGGAAGGCGGCUUGAGUUCUAGGCAAUCCCUUUUGUAUCAUGCCUCUGAGAGGGGAAUCAUACACCAUCAUUUUCCUGUAAAUUUUAUAUUGAAACCCUGGAGAGUGGGGACGCGAUUUUACCAGAUUAUCAAAUUUGGAAUCUUCCAAUAUGUGAUCAUAAAGACCCUUACAGCUAGCUUAUCUCUUCUUCUAGAACCUUUUGGUGUGUAUUGUGAUGGAGAAUUCAAUUUACGAUGUGGGUACCCUUACUUUGCUGCAGUCCUGAACUUUAGUCAGUAUUGGGCACUGUAUUGUCUAGUUGCAUGGUACACAGCUACCAAGGACGAAUUGGCACAUAUAAAGCCUCUGGCUAAGUUUGUUUCUUUCAAAUCUAUAGUAUUCUUGACUUGGUGGCAAGGUGUGGUGAUUGCAAUAAUGUAUGCUUUGGGCCUGCUUAGAAGUCCUUUAGCCCAGAGCUUGGAGUUGAAAUCUAGUAUCCAAGAUUUCAUUAUUUGCAUAGAGAUGGGCAUUGCUUCGGUUGUUCACCUCUAUGUGUUCCCAGCCAAGCCAUAUGAACUCUUAGCUAAUCAGUCACCAGGAAACAUUUCUGUACUUGGGGAUUAUGUAUCAUCUGACCCUGUGGACCCUUACGAAAUUAAGGAAAGCAACCGGCCCACCAAAAUGAAGCUUCCACAGUUGGAAUCAGAUGAGAGAAGCUCAACAAACAUAAAAGAGAGUGUUCGGGACUUUGUUAUCGGCAGCGGAGAAUAUGUGAUCAAGGAUUUCAAGUUCACUGUUAACCAAGCAGUGAGGCCAGUGGAGAAGCGCUUUGAUAAAUUGAUGAAAAAGAAUGAUAAACGUAUGAAAAGCCGGGAUGACAACUGGGUGAGUGCAGCAACAGCAGAGAGACCAGUUCGUGGGAUUGAUGAUCCAUUAUUAAGUGGCAGCGCAAGUGACAGUGGGGUCACGAAGGCCAAAAAACAUCGCAGAGUUGUAAGCUCAGCUACUGCUGCUGUGGACAGCUGGGGAGGUGGUGAUCAGGCAUCUGAUGGGUAUGAGAUUAGGGGUCAUCGCUGGGCAGUGAAGAACUAACGAUUUUGCUUUGCAUGAGUGGCCAUUCUUUAGCCUACGCAAGUUCAGGUUGUGCCGUGUAGAUAGCUGACCCCCCCCCCCCCCGGCGGGUCAAGUCGUAUUGAUAUUUGUUACGAGGAGCGGCCGAUUGCAAAAAUUGGAAAGGAACUUUUUCUUAAGAAAUGAAAGCAGCUCCUCCUCUGGUGUCCAUUUGGACAGACUUAUUUAGCGUUGUGACAUGUUCGUAUACUGAUAUACAGCGUAACUGUUAAAGUGCCGAGGUUGUAUAUCCUCAUGAAUAUCAGACUAACAGCAAUGGAAAUGCUGAUAUUGUGUUA